CUCGGUAUGGGUGAAGGCCCCCGGUAUGGGUGAAGAGGAAUCCAGAUUGUGCAGGGAAUGGACGGUUGUGGUGGAGAAGAGGUCUCCUGGUUGUGCAGGGAAUGGGCGCUUGCGGUGGAGAAGAGGUCUCCUGGUUGUGCAGGGAAUGGGCGCUUGCGGUGGAGAAGAGGUCUCCUGGUUGUGCAGGGAAUGAGCGCUUGCGGUGGAGAAGAGGUCUCCUGGUUGUGCAGGGAAUGGAUGGUUGUGGUGGAGAAGGUCUCUGGAUUGUGCAGGGAAUGGACGGUUGCAGGGGAGAAGAGGUCCCCUGGUUGUGCAGGGAAUGGACGGUUGUGGUGGAGAAGAAGUCUCCUGGUUGUGCAGGGAAUGGGCGGUUGUGGUGGAGAAGAGGAAUCCGGAUUGUGCAGGGAAUGGGCGGUUGCGGUGGAGAAGAGGUCUCCUGGUUGUGCAGGGAAUGGGCGGUUGUGGUGGAGAAGAGGAAUCCGGAUUGUGCAGGGAAUGGGCGGUUGCGGUGGAGAAGAGGUCUCCUGGUUGUGCAGGGAAUGAGCGGUUGUGGUGGAGAAGAGGAAUCCGGAUUGUGCAGGGAAUGGGCGGUUGCGGUGGAGAAGAGGUCUCCUGGUUGUGCAGGGAAUGGGCGGUUGUGGUGGAGAAGAGGAAUCCGGAUUGUGCAGGGAAUGGGCGGUUGCGGUGGAGAAGAGGUCUCCUGGUUGUGCAGGGAAUGAGCGCUUGCGGUGGAGAAGAGGUCUCCUGGUUGUGCAGGGAAUGGAUGGUUGUGGUGGAGAAGGUCUCUGGAUUGUGCAGGGAAUGGACGGUUGCAGGGGAGAAGAGGUCCCCUGGUUGUGCAGGGAAUGGACGGUUGUGGUGGAGAAGAAGUCUCCUGGUUGUGCAGGGAAUGGGCGGUUGUGGUGGAGAAGAGGAAUCCGGAUUGUGCAGGGAAUGGGCGGUUGCGGUGGAGAAGAGGUCUCCUGGUUGUGCAGGGAAUGGGCGGUUGUGGUGGAGAAGAGGAAUCCGGAUUGUGCAGGGAAUGGGCGGUUGCGGUGGAGAAGAGGUCUCCUGGUUGUGCAGGGAAUGGGCGGUUGUGGUGGAGAAGAGGAAUCCGGAUUGUGCAGGGAAUGGACGGUUGCGGUGGAGAAGAGGUCUCCUGGUUGUGCAGGGAAUGGACGGUUGCGGUGGAGAAGAGGUCUCCUGGUUGUGCAGGGAAUGGACGGUUGCGGUGGAGAAGAGGUCUCCUGGUUGUGCAGGGAAUGGACGGUUGCGGUGGAGAAGAGGUCUCUGGAUUGUGCAGGGAAUGGACGGUUGCGGUGGAGAAGAGGUCCCCUGGUUCUGCAGGGAAUCGACGGUUGCGGUGGAGAAGAGGUCUCUGGAUUGUGCAGGGAAUGGACGGUUGCGGUGGAGAAGAGGUCUCUGGAUUGUGCAGGGAAACGACGGUUGCGGUGGAGAAGAGGUCUCCUGGUUGUGCAGGGAAUGGAUGGUUGCGGUGGAGAAGAGGUCUCUGGAUUGUGCCGGGAAUGGACGGUUGCGGUGGAGAAGAGGUCUCCUGGUUGUGCAGGGAAUGGGCGCUUGCGGUGGAGAAGAGGUCUCCUGGUUGUGCAGGGAAUGGACGGUUGCGGUGCAGAAGAGGUCUCCUGGUUGUGCAGGGAAUGGACGGUUGCGGUGGAGAAGAGGUCUCCUGGUUGUGCAGGGAAUGGACGGUUGCGGUGGAGAAGAGGUCUCCUGGUUGUGCAGGGAAUGGACGGUUGCGGUGGAGAAGAGGUCUCUGGAUUGUGCAGGGAAUGGACGGUUGCGGUGGAGAAGAGGUCCCCUGGUUCUGCAGGGAAUCGACGGUUGCGGUGGAGAAGAGGUCUCUGGAUUGUGCAGGGAAUGGACGGUUGCGGUGGAGAAGAGGUCUCUGGAUUGCGCAGGGAAACGACGGUUGCGGUGGAGAAGAGGUCUCCUGGUUGUGCAGGGAAUGGAUGGUUGCGGUGGAGAAGAGGUCUCUGGAUUGUGCCGGGAAUGGACGGUUGCGGUGGAGAAGAGGUCUCCUGGUUGUGCAGGGAAUGGGCGCUUGCGGUGGAGAAGAGGUCUCCUGGUUGUGCAGGGAAUGGGCGGUUGCGGGGGAGAAGAGGUCCCCUGGUUCUGCAGGGAAUGGACGGUUGCGGUGGAAAAGAGGUCUCCUGGUUGUGCAGGGAAUGGGCGCUUGCGGUGGAGAAGAGGUCUCCUGGUUGUGCAGGGAAUGGGCGCUUGCGGUGGAGAAGAGGUCUCCUGGUUGUGCAGGGAAUGGGCGCUUGCGGUGGAGAAGAGGUCUCCUGGUUGUGCAGGGAAUGGAUGGUUGUGGUGGAGAAGAGGUCUCCUGGUUGUGCAGGGAAUGGACGGUUGCGGUGGAGAAGAGGUCUCCUGGUUGUGCAGGGAAUGGACGGUUGCGGUGGAGAAGAGGUCUCCUGGUUGUGCAGGGAAUGGACGGUUGCGGUGGAGAAGAGGUCUCCUGGUUGUGCAGGGAAUGGACGGUUGCGGUGGAGAAGAGGUCUCUGGAUUGUGCAGGGAAUGGACAGUUGCGGUGGAGAAGAGGUCCCCUGGUUCUGCAGGGAAUGGACGGUUGCGGUGGAGAAGAGGUCUCUGGAUUGUGCAGGGAAUGGACGGUUGCGGUGGAGAAGAGGUCUCUGGAUUGCGCAGGGAAACGACGGUUGCGGUGGAGAAGAGGUCUCCUGGUUGUGCAAGGAAUGGAUGGUUGCGGUGGAGAACAGGUCUCUUGAUUGUGCCGGGAAUGGACGGUUGCGGUGGAGAAGAGGUCUCCUGGUUGUGCAGGGAAUGGGCGCUUGCGGUGGAGAAGAGGUCUCCUGGUUGUGCAGGGAAUGGACGGUUGCGGUGGAGAAGAGGUCCCCUGGUUCUGCAGGGAAUGGACGGUUGCGGUGGAGAAGAGGUCUCCUGGUUGUGCAGGGAAUGGGCGCUUGCGGUGGAGAAGAGGUCCCCUGGUUGUGCAGGGAAUGGGCGCUUGCGGUGGAGAAGAGGUCUCUGGAUUGUGCAGGGAAUGGACGGUUGCAGGGGAGAAGAGGUCCCCUGGUUGUGCAGGGAAUGGACGGUUGCAGGGGAGAAGAGGUCUCCUGGUUGUGCAGGGAAUGGACGGUUGCGGUGCAGAAGAGGUCUCCUGGUUGUGCAGGGAAUGGACGGUUGCGGUGCAGAAGAGGUCUCCUGGUUGUGCAGGGAAUGGGCGGUUGCGGGGGAGAAGAGGUCUCCUGGUUGUGCAGGGAAUGGGCGCUUGCGGUGGAGAAGAGGUCUCCUGGUUGUGCAGGGAAUGGACGGUUGCGGUGGAGAAGAGGUCUCUGGAUUGUGCCUGGAAUGGGCGGUUGCGGGGGAGAAGAGGUCUCUGGAUUGUGCAGGGAAUGGGCGGUUGCGGUGGAGAAGAGGUCUCCUGGUUGUGCAGGGAAUGGGAGGUUGUGGUGGAGAAGAGGUCUCCUGGUUGUGCAGGGAAUGGCCCCUUGUGGUGGAGAAGCGGUCUCCUGGUUGUGCAGGGAAUGGACCCUUGCGGUGGAGAAGAGGUCUCCUGGUUGUGCAGGGAAUGGACGGUUGUGGUGGAGAAGAGGUCUCUGGAUUGUGCAGGGAAUGGAUGGAGAAGAGUGACCCGGCUGUAGCUCUCGUGUGACUUGCUGAUGCCUGGAAUGGGUUAAUCUGCUCUGGUCUUUGUGCUGCAGUGACCGGUGUGCACCAGCAGGGGGAGGCAGAGCUGAUGUAAUCCAGGCUGUAAUGUGAUUUAUGGUUACACAGCUUCUCAUUACAUCCAGGACAGGUCCUCUUCAUCACCCACUAACAUCACAUUAACCCUUUGUGGGCAGCACUCUGAAGUUACUGGACCAAUCAGACUCCACCGGGAAGUGGACCGAUGACUGGCAGCUGGGAAGCAGAACGUAUCCUGCCGGUAAUAUCAGCCGGGUGCUGCAUAGUGAUGAAGGUGAGGGGGCAUCCUACCACUGUACUGCC
Messenger RNA from Rana temporaria (common frog), 3948 nucleotides. RefSeq lists its product as uncharacterized. The transcript has 2 exons. The coding region runs from base 320 to 3613 and encodes 1097 amino acids. Lineage: Eukaryota; Metazoa; Chordata; Amphibia; Anura; Ranidae. The record is from RefSeq and is a predicted model, not a curated record.